This is a messenger RNA of Lottia gigantea (owl limpet), 822 nucleotides long. RefSeq lists its product as hypothetical. The record is from RefSeq and is a predicted model, not a curated record. The coding region runs from base 1 to 822 and encodes 273 amino acids. Lineage: Eukaryota; Metazoa; Mollusca; Gastropoda; Lottiidae. The transcript is spliced from 7 exons.
AUGAUGAAUUUUAAUAAAAUUAUAUUGUAUCAGAUAUCUAAAGAGAAAUGUUUUCAGAAAAUCCCAGAUUUAUUAAAAGUUCAGUCAGUAAUACGUGGUGCCUGUGUUGUUUAUUUUAUAGAUUUAUUAAAAGUACAAUCAGUAAUACGUGGUGCCUGUGUUGUUUAUUUUAUAGAUUUAUUAAAAGUUCAGUCAGUAAUACGUGGUGCCUGUGUUGUUUAUUUUGUAGAUUUAUUAAAAGUACAAUUAAGUAAACGUACAGUCAGUAAUACGUGGUGCCUGUGGUGUUUAUUUUAUAGAUUUAGUAAACGUACACAUGAAGUGGCACUGAUAUUUGACGCUGUAUUUUUACUGGCGCAUGCGCUAGAAGCUUAUGAUCGUGGCGCCGUCUUACGACCUGUAAAUGUUAGCUGUGAUAUCCCCCAACCCUGGUCCUCGGGACCCAGUCUUUAUACAUAUUUAACUCAGGUAUCAAUGCGAGGUAUGACCGGUAAUAUCAAACUACAGAAAGGUAGAAGAUAUGAUUUUCAGUUAGAUAUAUUACAAUUAAAACCUCCAGGUUUACUCAAGUCAGGAACGUGGAAGUACGACAAGGGAGUUAAUUUUACAUACGUGCCUGGAACUAAGCAUAUGAAUCCAUUUGGAAAUAAAACUUUAGUUGUUACAACGAUAUUGGAUAUCAAAUCAUUUAAAGCACCUUUUUAUUACAGAAUACUGAAGUUAUUGUUGGGAAUCCUUCAUCGUGUCCAAACCACACCCCCAUUCGGCAUACCUCCUCGAGGAUUAAGACGGUGUCAAAACCCGUAUAUGGAAUCUUUGUGA